Molecule: messenger RNA, 8226 nt
Organism: Pecten maximus
Lineage: Eukaryota; Metazoa; Mollusca; Bivalvia; Pectinida; Pectinidae
Product: potassium voltage-gated channel subfamily H member 1-like
Exons: 10
Coding region: 365-3847 (1160 amino acids)
Biological process (GO): regulation of membrane potential; potassium ion transmembrane transport
Cellular component (GO): membrane
Molecular function (GO): voltage-gated potassium channel activity
Source: RefSeq, a predicted model, not a curated record
AAUGGGCGAGUGUCACGGUGUCGUCAUGGUGACGAGCGCAUCAUAGCUUCAGUCUUGUCGUAAAUUAGCGACAUGAAACAAUUUCUGGCAGGUAGACAUAAUUACCUGUAACAGACAUGCGCAAACGGAGAAAUAAGAUUAUUAAUAAUUAAGUCGGUUUCCAAACGCUUUUACCUGGAGACAGGAAUUGUAGCAGAGUGGUGUCCAGUCAAGAUGGAGACUCCCUGAUAUUUUGGUCGUGACUCUAAGGAUGGUUACAGUGUAUUAGUGAUACAGGUAGGCCAGUGGUCACACCUGAAAGGAUGCUGUGGAUGUGACUUAGUGCUACUGUUUGUGUGGGUAGGAGUCUCAACCCCACCCAAACAUGCCCGGGGCUAGACGGGGCCUCGUGGCCCCACAAAAUACAUUUUUGGAAAAUAUAAUCAGGCGAUCCAGUGGCCAACAUAGCAGCUUCCUGCUGGCCAACGCACGGAUCGUGGAGUACCCUAUAGUAUAUUGUAACGACGGGUUCUGUAAACUCUCCGGAUAUAACCGAGCGGAAGUGAUGCAAAAAAGUUGCACGUGUAGUUUUAUGUACGGUGAUCUAACGGACCAGGACACUGUUCUAAAAAUAGAACAAUCUUUUGAGGGUGUGGAACAAGAACAAGUGGAAAUUCUAUUAUACAAGAAAAAUAGAACACCGCUAUGGCUGCUGCUGCACGUUGCGCCAAUCAAAAACGAGAAGGACCAGGUCGUACUCUUCUUGUGCACAUUCAAAGACAUAACUGCUUUAAAACAACCAAUCGACGAGGAAGGUGGCAAAGCGGGUAUGAGCAAAUUCGCGCGCCUCGCUCGAUCUGUGACGCGGAACAAGUCUACACUCCUCCAGUUCUCAUCACACAUACCCAACACAAAGUUCGACAACUCAAAACCAUCACAACUCGCAAAUAUGAUGAACCUAAACGCGGAUGUUCUGCCCCAGUAUCGUCUUGAGGCACCUAAGACUCCGCCUCAUAUCAUUCUGCAUUACUGCUUGUUCAAAACCAUAUGGGACUGGAUGAUAUUGACCUUGACAUUUUAUACAGCGGUCACGGUACCGUAUAACACUGCCUUCAGAAACAAGACAAUGGACCAGGUGCCACUGCUCGUCCUGGACAGUAUCGUCGAUGUUGUGUUUUUCGUUGAUAUCAUUCUUAAUUUUCAUACGACAUUUGUGGGUCCUAGUGGUGAAAUCAUCUCCGACCAUAAAAUUAUUCGUAUGAACUAUUUAAAGAGCUGGUUUGUUAUUGAUCUGCUGUCGUGUCUCCCGUAUGACGUCUUCAAUGCCUUCCAAUAUGUAGAUGACGGGAUAAGCACACUGUUCAGCGCGUUAAAGGUCGUUCGUCUCUUAAGGCUCGGGAGAGUAGUCCGAAAGUUGGAUCAUUAUUUAGAAUACGGAGCCGCCAUGCUGGUUUUGCUCAUUCUUGUUUUCAUACUGUUUGCUCAUUGGUUUGCUUGUAUAUGGUAUUCUAUCGGCCUAACAGAACUUCAAAGUGGUUUGGAAUAUGGCUGGCUUUCUACACUAGCCAAUACCACAUUUGAACCUUUUAUAUGGACUAACACCACUACAAGAACUAUGCUCACCGGGGGCCCAGGCAAGGGCAUGCGCUAUCUCACCUCGCUCUAUUUCACGUUGUCAUGCAUGACUGGUGUCGGCUUUGGCAACGUGGCAGCCGCAACUGAACACGAGAAACUGUUUUCUAUAUUCAUGAUGAUCAUUGGAGCACUGCUCUAUGCAACAAUAUUUUCCAAUGUGACAACCAUAUUUCAACAGUUCUACGCCAAUUUCGCACGCUACCAUGAUAUGUUGAACAGUGUCCGCGACUUCAUGAAAUUGCAUGAUGUCCCCAAGAUCCUUGGAGAGCGCGUGAUGGACUACAUUGUGUCCACGUGGGCCAUCACUAAGGGUAUUGAUGCCACUAAGGUUUUGAAUUAUUGUCCUAAAGACAUGAAGGCCGACUUGUGUGUUCAUCUCAACCGAAAAGUCUUCAUGGAGCACCCGGCCUUCCGGUUGGCCAGCGAUGGUUGUUUGAGAGCGCUCGCCAUGCAUUUCAACAUGACGCACAGUGCACCCGGUGACCUGAUAUUUCACCAAGGCGAAAGCCUUGAUGCCUUAUGCUUUGUUGUGUCAGGGUCACUAGAGGUCAUUCAGGACGAUGAGGUGGUCGCCAUACUGAGUAAAGGUGACGUAUUUGGCGACAACUUUUGGAAAGAACAGUCGAUCGGCCAAUCCACAGCCAAUGUUCGAGCUCUAACCUACUGUGAUCUCCACACCAUCAAAAGGGUUCGGAUAUUAGAAGUUCUAGAAUUCUACCACGCCUUCGCCAACUCAUUCGCCAGGAAUCUCACACUAACGUACAACCUCCGUCACAGAUUGAUUUUCCGGAAAGUUGCCGAUGUCAAAAAAGAGAAAGAACUGGCAGAAAAGAGGAAAAAUGACCCACCAUUGGAGUUGUCGAGUGAUCAUCCAGUUCGUAAGCUUAUUUCACGAUUUCGAAAAAUAAGCGAUGCGAAGGCCAUGCAACCAAAUAAUGAUCCCGAGCGCGGACGUAUGUCUGCCAUGGAUAUGGCCGAACGACCGCGGAGUUUUACGAGGCUUAUCAAUGUCUCCGAGGGCUCUCAAGGCGGCUCACCUGUCCCAAAAAUAGGAGGUGGAGCUUCGAAAUGGGGGAAAAUAAUGAACGGGAGUGUGCCGUCGGAAGGGACAUCGGAUAACAACCAAAAUAAAUUAAAUGUUGAAAAGGAGAAGGAUGAUUUACAGACAAAGAUAAAUGAGGCACCAAAAGCGACAGUAAAACCCUUAUCUAAAUGGGGCAAAAUGAUGGCAAAACCUCCGGAACCGAUAAAUGAAGCUCCGGAGGACGAUCAGAAAUCUAAUCUGAAAAAGACAGAUUCAACCGACAGUGGAAUUCUCCGUAGUAAUGUGAAAUUAGACCAAUUAGCGGAAGACACUGUGAGCGAGGGCCCCCAGACAUUGAGGGAGUCGACAUCCGGGGCACUCUCAGUAGCCGAACGUCAAAUGCUGACGUCUCUCUAUGAUAUAAGGUUAGAAAUCAAGGAGGAAAUAGACGUGUUACACCAAAAAAUGACAAGAAUAGAUGAACAAAUGUCGGAAAUGCUCCGGAUGUUUUCUCCUAGCACCACUCCGUGUUCGUCACAAGAGUCGACAUAUCCAGUGUCGAAAAUUACUUCACCACGUAAUACUACUACCAACACCACGGCAAGUAUCGAUAACACUCCAAAAUCGUCAGUAGAAUCCUCGCCCAAAAGGCGAGUGGCUGACGUGAACUUUAUCGCAAAAUCGUCGACGACGUCAGCACCACGACCAAACUCGCCGGCUAGUGUUAAGUCACGUGAUUCGCAAUCAAAGACGUCUCAGGGCUCUUCCGUAGAUAUAUCUAGAGGGUCUCAGAAUGACUCUCGUUCUUCCUCGCCAGCUGGCCGAAGUUCGACACCUGUAAAGACUUCAAACAUCUCGUCGAUGUGUGAUGAUGUUCUUAAAAUGGAUGUGAAAACUAAGUUGAUUAAAGCUCACCCAAAAGGCCUGCAAAACAAAUCACCCAGUGCUCGAUACAGUGCACACGUAAGCAACCAGCAAAGACAACAACAUUCCCCACCGAAACAUGUUCAACUUAGCAGCUCAUCGGAGCCCUCGGGAUCUGUAAGUGAUUCGGGGUCCCAACAGUCCCAACCGUCCCACGGGGCUCAUUCGUCUCCCGGAGACGGAAAGUCAGGGUCAGAUCGAGGUCAACAGGUGUUGGCUGGACUUCGGAUUCCCUCGGACGAUAACGACGCACACAUUAAAGACAGAGACUUAGAUAUCUUAUGAGGAAUAUGUGGUCUACGGUUGUGAGGUUAUCUGUGAUUAUCCUAGGCAACCUUACUAUUGUUACAAAUAAUUAAGUGAUAUCUCGCCCGCAUUAAUAUCAAGGUGAUACAAAUGAAAUUGGAGUUAUUGUUACUGUCGGUGAGAUUGUUCAUAAGGUUCCGGAUCGUUCAACUAACUGUGGAAUCAUUGAGAUACAUGGUCACCAGUUUCAAAUUAUUCUGGGCACCUCAGAAGAGAAUCUUCUCUUCCGAUUAAUUCGAAUAUACUUCCGUUUUUGUGAAUGUGUCGCUUCAUGGGUCUAUGUCGCACAACAAGGAGAGAAUAGAGCGGAUCUCCACGCAACUGUCUGACCGUACCAUAUGUGUAUACAUAUAGGCGAUCUGACAGAGAAGCAAAACAGAAAAAGAACUUGAACCAGCAUGGAUUCUAGUUAGGCAACAUGGCUAUUCUAAUUAGCCAUCAGGGCGUCUAAUCAGGCGGUUGUAUUUUUCAGGGAUUGUUAUUCUCUAUGUGAGCGUGGAAUUGAAAGCAAAGUGUUGUUAGUUUUCAAUAUAUACUGAAUAAUGCAAAACCAAAGAUACAGAGAUAUGUUGGAAUGUUUUCACUGUAUAUGACGAUAGUUAAACUCAUUUUCUUAGGAACAAUUAAUGGCAGUUUGUUUUCCACUGCUCAUUGUUGAACAGAAUGACUAAAAACCUUUCCAGUGACGCCACCUGGUGGUAGUGUCUACACUAUGUGAUAUCUAUUCUGCAUUUGCUCACUGUCCAAUAGUGAAAGAUUAGCUCUGUAUUUCCCCGUCAAUAUCAUUCUUCAAGACUAUGAACGUGGAACCAUGCUUAAGCGAUGAAAGUCAACAGCCUGUAUAUGAACCAAUAUCUAGCCAGUUUUGUUUUAGGAAUUAAUGUUGCUUAAGUUGUCGUCCAGGUAUGUCUGACUUACUGUCGCUAACGUGUGUGUUUGGUACAGGGAUGGUCGACUAGCUAUCUCAAAUUACUUGUGUAUCGGUACAGGGAUGGCCGAAUCAUUGUUGUUAAUCUGUGUAUCAGUACAGGGACCGUUACCUAACCGUCGAUAACCUAUGUACCGGUACAAGGACCGUCGACUCACUGUCACUAAUCUGUGUACCAGUACAGGGACGGCCGACUCACCGACGCUAACUUGUGUACCGGUACAACGACCGUCGACUCACUGUCGGUAAUCUGUGUACCAGUACAGGGACGACCGACUCACCGACGCUAACUUGUGUACCGGUACAAGGACGUCGACUCACUGUCGGUAAUCUGUGUACCAGUACAUGGACGGCCGACUCACCGACGCUAACUUGUGUACCGGUACAAGGACGUCGACUCACUGUCACUAAUCUGUGUAUCAGUACAUGGACGGCCGACUCACCGACGCUAACUUGUGUACCGGUACAAGGACGUCGACUCACUGUCACUAAUCUGUGUAUCAGUACAUGGACGGCCGACUCACCGACGCUAACUUGUGUACCGGUACAAGGACGUCGACUCACUGUCGGUAAUCUGUGUACCAGUACAUGGACGGCCGACUCACCGACGCUAACUUGUGUACCGGUACAAGGACGUCGACUCACUGUCGGUAAUCUGUGUACCAGUACAGGGAUUGUGGACUAACAAUCGCUAACCUGUGUAUCGGUACUGGAAUGGCUGACUAAAUGUCACUGACCUGUGCAUAGAUGCAGGGGUGGUCAACUCACAUUCGCAAACCUAUUAGUCGGUACAGGGACGGCCGACUCGCCAUCGCUAACCUGUUUAUCGGCACAGGGACGGCCGUCUCACUGUCGCUAACCUGUUUAUCGGCAAAUGGACGGCUUUACUAACUGUCGAUAACCUGUUGAUUGGUACAGGGUCGGCCGACUCAUUGUCGCUAACCUGUCUAACGGCACAGGGACGGCCGACUCAUUUUCGCUAACCUGUUGAUCGGUACAGGGACGGCCGUUUCACGUGACGGCCGAAUCGCUGUCGCUAACUUCUAACUCAACCAAUUGUAUAGCUUCGUUAUCCUAAUGGAAUCCACAAAAUUUCAUGGGGAAUUUGAAUUUUAAUCUUGAUACGUGUUAUCUUUAUGGUUAUUUUUUUUUUAUUGCUGUUUAAUUAUGAAGAUGAUAUUAUUGCCACCCGUUUAAGAAAUGUUUCCUUUUUUUCUUCCACUCGGAGGAUCCAAAACAUUCCACUGCCUUCCAAUCAUAGCACCCGGAACACAUUCACGCAUUCUUAACAUGGUCGUCUUAUCUAGAUAGUCAAGUAAAUCAUCAUACUGCAUUGUUCAUUUUAAUUGCAUGUUUUCCGUACCAUCAAUGCAAUGUGUAUGACUCAUUGUAUUGUGAUAUUUAAAACUGAUCUUUGAAAUUAAAUGCACGUAAACAAAAUUUUGAGGACAAAAGCCAAACGAUGGAUUGAUCCAUUUUUGCUCAUGAAAGUGAAAAACGUUCAUGAAACAAAAAGUUUGUCGUCACAUGCACUUAGGUCUGAGCUAACCACUUUAUUCCCGAUAUAAAUAGUGACGCUAUUUUUCAGGUGUAAGGACUAAGCUUUUUUUUAAUGUCUUUUGAUUAUCUUUUAGCCAUACGUACACCAGUCAUUGUGUUGUCCUGUUUAAUUCACAGUUUGCUCCGAUGCCCACCUAGUAGAGGAAUGACUUGGACAAAAUAAUCACAAGUUAGAUGACCAAGUAAUUAGCUUACCGUUCGAGACGAAGAGCCAUAUCUUAACAUUUUUGACGGUAAAUGUUACUUGUAGAGUCGCUAGGCUAUACACUAUGUGACGUUACAACACCUCCAUGGAACUCACAAUGUUAAAAUGUCAAUUGGUUACACAAACGUAUUGGUAAACACCAUUUGCUAAUGUAGAUUACAGCACUGGUAGUUUCAAAUUGAAAAUGUUUUCUUUUUAUUGAAAAUAUCCCUCGGCUUAUACAGUGCUCAAAACGAUGCAAAACCUACAAGGCAUUAGAUGAACAAAAACGUCAUUUUACGCAACCUAUGUAUAAUAUAUUGGGUUAUUUGUGACUUUUAUGGGAACACCGAACAUGAACAAAGUACGAAAAAACAAACUUAUAAAUGUUGUAUCCGUAUUGGUCAUACACUAUGUAUACUACAUUUCCUAAAAGGUCAAAUUUGUUUAUUUCUAGACACAGAUAAUAUUGUAAGAGAUAUAUAUUUAUAACAGACAACUUUAAAUUUAUUAUGUAAUUGUAAAGUUAUAUUUUGAUACAGAGUUACUUUGAAUUCACUUGUUGAAAUUCAAUUGGCUUCCAGGUGCUUCUGUCACAUAAAACAUUUGUAUCAAUAUGAUACUACACUCGGGAUUCCUUGUUUUGGUAUUUGGCGUUUCAAGUGGUAAAAUCUGCAUAUACUAAAAGAUUUAGAUUAUUCAUGAAUUUUGGACAGGAUUUUUCAGGUCUUCAACAAAACAUUUAUAAAGAAAGAAAUGUUUCUAGGCGUUGAUUGUUUUACCACAUCACGAUGUUGUUAAUGUUCCACUGUACUUUCCUCAAUUCUUGUUAUUUGAGCUAAGGUUAGUGUAAGCAAUUAUUACGUACGCCAACCAAUCCCUACCCAUGAUAAUAACGUUGCCCAGAGCGCCUUUAUAGAAUUUAAAAACCUUUAAGCGAUACACAGUCGCCUAAUUGUACAAUAUACUUCCUUAUUGCUCCGUUGUAAUGUUGAGUUAAUAGGUUUUGAGAAGUAAACCAGCCACGGCUCUCUGUCCUAUUUAUGGUAUGAAAACAGAGAAUUCUAAACGAGUUACGCUUGAGAGGAAGUACCUAUAAGUUAGUUUGCAAUCAAAAGCAUUUAGACACAUAAAAAGCCCUUUGAAUGAUAAGUUGUUUUUGCAUUUAUAAAUGAGCCUGAUUGUUUUGUGUGAUAAAUGUUGAUACAGUUUUAUCGAAGUUAAUCUAUUAAAAUAAUGAAGUACUUUGUUUUACUUCAUUUAGUUAAGUCUUGUUUAAUUUAUUUCCACUUUGCAUAAUCUAGAAACUGUUGUUUUAAAGUUGGGCUUUGUAUACUUAGGUAGGUUUUAUAAGGCAUUUUGCUAUAAUGUGAUGUCUGCGCACGCGUAACGUCUGUAUUGGCACCGCCCCUCACGCCUCGUAACCACGCCCACGCCUGGGGGACGGCGCUGACAAUGUAAGGAACCACGGCUCACUCUGGACACAGUUCCAUGUGAUAUUUUCAUCAUUUUAAUGGUAUAAUAAUACAUUUCACAUAGAGUCUUUCACUCCGGUAUUCCAUCCAACGUUUUGUUGAUUUUUUAUCUUGUUUCCCCUCACAUGUAAUAUAUUACCUGUUUACAACAUUGUUAAUAAACCACCCACCUUUAUCAUUCAUUUUCGAUUAAUAAAAAUAAAUUACUUUU